AACACAGGGAUACCGUAAGUUACCUGUACGAGCAACCGGUACCAGACUAAAUAUCAACAUCUCUUUGUUGUUUGACGAUAAUAUUUACGGUUUAAAGAAUGUUUGAUCGCGCUCUAUCUUUGUUGAUGAUUUUAUGAUUAUUUAUGCUAUUUGAAAUAUUGUGCCAAAUAKCAGCCAAUCACAAUCAAGAUACUGCUAUUGGGCCGUGUUUUAUUAGACGUACACGACUCCCAAGACUUGAAGAUGUAAAGGUUGGUCACGUGCAAAGCUUGCAGCUGACGUCAUCAGGGGACCCUUACUUAGUCAGGACGCUUAGCAUUAGCCCUCCCAUAUUUGAAAUUCCGGAUUUCUUGUCUGAUGCGGAAUGUAGUCAUCUUAUCAAAAUAGCACAAAGUCACGUGAUGCAGCCCAGUGAUAUCUACCAAUCGGAUGCAGAGUUGAGUAAUCACACGUCAUUCAAUGACUGGGAUAUCAAUGGCGAUAAAGUGCUUGACUAUGAUGAGAUUUAUCAGACAAUGGUUUACCUGAGGGAUAUCCACUUAACGCAAACAGACAUUCAAAUCAUGUUCAAGAAAUUACGAAUCGAUCAUUUAGAAGGGGGCUUUAUUCGUCCUCGGGAGUUUAAAGGCCACAAAAUCAUCGAAUACAUCGAUAAGGUGAUAUUAAAGGAUACCUCAAUCAAAGGUCGCCAUAGCAAUAACACUUGGCCCCCUCCUGUACGCUUCACAAAGGAACUUGAAAACAACGGUAUUUUGCCCUUUGUAGGAAUCGAGCUAAUCAAUAGGUCCACAUCAAUUGAUACCAAAGUGUUUAUUAAACCGACCAACACAGGAUUGCUCUUGCAUUACAACAGCCACGUGGAUAUGAGUGCAGACGACUUGAACGUGUUUUCUCAAACCAUCACUAUCCUGACACCUUAAUCAACGGCAUCAUUAAACGCUUUGUGUCGGAGUGAAACUUCUAGUAAACAACCUACCAAGGAUGUCUCCAGGGAUAAAAUAGCACGGUUCACUUUACCAUUCAAAGACCAGAAUCGGCGGACACUGUCAAAAAGCAUCCAAAAUAUUAUCUCAGCAACAAAAUAAAUGUCUCUA
Exaiptasia diaphana is the source of this 1094-nucleotide messenger RNA. RefSeq names its product transmembrane prolyl 4-hydroxylase-like. NCBI's taxonomy places the organism in Eukaryota, Metazoa, Cnidaria, Anthozoa, Actiniaria, Aiptasiidae. The coding region runs from base 144 to 920 and encodes 258 amino acids. The record is from RefSeq and is a predicted model, not a curated record. The transcript has 7 exons.